GCCAAAUUACAGCAGGAUGAUCAGUUUGAAUGGCACAAAUUAUCACAAGUGGAAGGGUAAAAUGAAGGAUUUACUCUUUGUGAAAAAGCUGCAUCUACCAGUGUUUUCUACUCAGAAGCCAGAGUCAAAAAGUGAUGAAGAGUGGGCUUUUGAACAUGAAAUGGUUUGUGGUUUCAUUCGUCAGUGGGUAGAUGAUAAUGUUCUGAAUCACAUCUACAAUGAAUCUCAUGCUAGAUCUUUGUGGGACAAGCUUGAAUCCUUGUAUGCAUCAAAAACUGGGAAUAACAAGCUGUAUUUGCUCAGGCAAGCUAUGAAUCUUAGAUUCAAGGAAGGUUCUUCUAUUUCUGACCACUUGAAUGAAUUUCAAGGGUGUUUUGAUCAGUUGUCAAACAUGGGCGUAAAGUUCGAGGAUGAGAUUUUGGGACUUUGGUUGCUGAAUACUUUGCCUGAUUCUUGGGAAAAUCUUCGUGUGUCUUUGAUUAGUUCUGCUCCCGGUGGUACAGUAACUAUGGAUUAUGUCAAAGCUGCCGUUCUGAAUGAAGAAGUGAGACGUAGAACUCAUGAGACAUCUACUUCAAAAUCAGAUGUCUUGGUUACUGAAAAUAGGGGGAGAAGUAAAAACAGAGAUCAUGGAGAAUUCAAAAAGGGCAAGAGCAAGAGCAAGUCCAGAUCAAAAUACCAAAAUGUUGAGUGCCAUUAUUGUCAUAAAAAGGGGCAUUUGAUGAAAAAUUGCUUCAAGCUGAAGAACAAAGACAAGAACAAGCCAGAAGGGAAAGAUGGUGAAAAUGAUCGUCAUGUUGCAGCCACGACUUCAUGUGAUCUGAUAGUUGUUUCUGAUAACGACUUGAUUAAUGUUGCCUCUGAUGAAUCAAGUUGGGUUAUCGAUAGUGGUGCCGCUUUCCAUGUGACGUCAAGGAAAGAUUUCUUCACAUCUUAUACUCCAGGUGAUUAUGGUGUAUUGAAGAUGGGUAAUGAUGGUCGUUCACAGGUUAUUGGCAUUGGAGUUGUUGUCCUAGAAACCAAAACUCGGAUGAAGUUAGUGUUGAAGAACGUGAGACAUGCACCAGAUAUUUGCUUGAAUCUAAUAUCUACCAGUGUCUUGGAUGAUGAAGGUUAUGUGAGUACCUUUGGUGAUGGGCAAUGCAAAAUCACUAAGGGUUCUCUUAUUGUGGCUCGUGGGAAGAAGUGUUCAGGUUUAUACUGGACCAAUGCUUCAGUCUUUGUUGAUUCUGUCAAUGCAAUCGAGAGUGAUAGUUCUUCAGAAUUAUGGCAUAGAAGACUCAGUCACAUCAGCGAGAAGGGUCUUGAUUGUUUAGCCAAGAAGAAUGUUCUGUCAGGAGUGAAGGAUGCAAAUUUAAAAAGACUUUAUGAUCCUGUUGAGAAGAAGCUUGUCAGAAGCCGUGAUGUUAUCUUUAUGGAGGAUCAGAAUAUUGAAGAUAUUCAGAAGAUGGAGAAGUCAGAGUCUCAAAAUUAUGAUGAUCUUGUUGAUUUGAAUCCAACUCCCGUGGCUCAGACGCCUAAUGCUACCAAUGGAGAUCAGAAUGAUGAUAACAAUCAUGUCCCACAUGAUUUUGCCGAUGGUAAUAGUGAAGAAGAAUCAAAUGAGGUACAUAAUCAACCUCAUGUUGAUAACAAUUCACCUACAGUUGCUCUCAGGAGGAAAGACAUAUCAAAACCCAAGUGGCCUGAUAAACUAGGAAUGGCUGAGAUAGCUGAGAGGAAGGCUAGUCUCUGGAAAACAACAUGAAUAAUCUGCAACGGGAAUAUCUAUUGUUUCAUUGAAGAAGCUUUGUACGUGGAAAAUCUAUUCGCUAAUGACUUAGUCUCUUCUUUUCCAAAGGGAAGUAUGGUUUUAUAGAACAUGCCAAAAUUGAGAGAUCGUGUGGGUUUUUUCGAUCUCUUGAUUUCGUCACCGCAGGACUUCUUCAGCAAUUGAGUAACCAGUGGAAUGUCUUGGAAAUUAUAUUCAUGAUUCUGAUCAGAUUUUUCUUCUGUGCAAGAAUCCUAUAAAUUGGUUUGUUUUUA
This is a messenger RNA of Cuscuta campestris, 2025 nucleotides long. The record is from the annotation of a GenBank genome assembly. Lineage: Eukaryota; Viridiplantae; Streptophyta; Magnoliopsida; Solanales; Convolvulaceae.